GAAAAUCACUAGAAAUGUAUGUUGAAAAGGGAAAAGGAUAGACCGUGGGACGAAUGAAGACAAAGGAAUAUGAAAGCAGAGUGGAUGUGAACAGAACAGCAGAUAUUCGUAUGGUACAACUCCGUCAUGUCGAAACUACCCAAGGACAAAGCUUCCAGAGAUAUUUUAACAGUGUACCAUGUUCAAGAAGAAAUCAUCGACCUCCAAAGACAAUGUUGAAUACUCGAAAUACCCGUUGGAUACUACCACCCCAGUGGUUGAACUGUCUUCGACUAAGAGAACUAAGAAGGUUGGAAUUACCGGUAAAUUCGGUGUCAGAUAUGGUUCUUCCUUGAGAAGACAAACCAAGAAGUUGGAAGUCCAACAACACGCCAAAUACGACUGUUCUUUCUGUGGUAAGAGAACCGUCCAAAGAGGUGCCGCUGGUAUCUGGACCUGUAAGUCUUGUCGUAAGACUGUUGCUGGUGGUGCUUACACUGUUUCCACUGCCGCUGCUGCCACCGUCAGAUCUACCAUCCGUCGUUUGAGAGACUUGGCUGAAGCCUAAAUGAUUUUUGUAACC
Messenger RNA from Suhomyces tanzawaensis NRRL Y-17324, 562 nucleotides. RefSeq names its product 60S ribosomal eL43 domain-containing protein (gene RPL43A). Gene Ontology annotation, cellular component: ribosome. NCBI's taxonomy places the organism in Eukaryota, Fungi, Ascomycota, Pichiomycetes, Serinales, Debaryomycetaceae. Gene Ontology annotation, molecular function: structural constituent of ribosome. The coding region runs from base 179 to 547 and encodes 122 amino acids. The transcript is spliced from 2 exons. Gene Ontology annotation, biological process: translation. The record is from RefSeq and is a predicted model, not a curated record.